AGCCUCCGCUUCUCCUCCGUUUAGUGCGAGAAGAUCCAAAUCCAAAACCUGCGCGUUUACAACUAUUUGGCGAAUCUGUGCUCGCGUGUUUGUUUAAUUCGCGGACUCUCCGGAGUUGUUCCCAAGUCACGCACUCGGAGGAUGACGCGCUCCAAAACGCUGAGAGGUCCGCGAGUGCCGUUCUAGCUCGUGCAGUUAGCAGACGCCGUGUCAAGCGGCGCUGGGGACGACGCAAAUGCGUCUGUUGUGGAACCAUGCCAGUCGCUGCUGCGGAAGGACUCUCGACUCUCACUGGGAUCUCCGUGUUUGGCAGCUGAUCGGCCGUCUCUGUACAUAAGUUUUUCGUGUGCUUUGGACGACGAAAGUGACCAUGACCGUCGAACACUCUCCCUUGGAUAGCCACGCCAAGAAGCAGCAGCAACAGCAACAGCAGGAGGAGGCGGUUCGUCAGGUCAUCAACCAGCUGAAAGAAAUCACCGGUGUUGAGGAUCCGGCCAUCCUGAGCCAGGCCCUGGAGGCCAGCCGCACGGUCUCGGGCAACUAUGACCUCACCCACGCCAUCAGCAUGCUGGUCGAAGAAGAUGGCGGACCCUCCGUGUCUCAGGUGGCCGGCGUUUCUGCGGAGGAGCAGGACAUCAGUCGGGCCUUGGAGCAGAGCCUCGGAGGCAAACGCAAGCGAGGUGCCGAAGCCUGGCUGGACCCGGCCAACCCGUACGAACGCCGGCGGCUGGGAGACUGGCCCGUGGGCAUCAAGAACGUUGGCAACACCUGCUGGUUCUCGGCAGUAAUCCAGUCCCUGUACCACCUGCCCAUGUUCCGGCGCCUGGUACUGGCCUUCGAGCCACUCCGGGCGUCCGCCCGGGACGGUCGGCCCCUGCAGGAGCAGCGCAGUCUGGGGCUCAUGCUGGAGCUCAGGCCCCUGUUUGCACUGCUGGCCGCCUCGCGGCGCAAGUACGUCGACCCCGGCCGGGCGCUCGAGCUCCUGCGGGACGCCUUCGUAGGCACGGCGGGUGGCGCCGGUGGAUCCCAGGGUCCCAACAAUCAGCAGAUGCAGCAACAGCAGCAACAGCAACAGCCACACCCUCCGCAACAGCAGCCGCAGCAGCAGCCACAGCAGCACCAGCCGCAGCAGCAGCAGGACGUAUCCGAGUUCACGCACAAGUUGCUCGAGUGGCUGGAGGAUGCCUUCCAGUUGGCGCACUGUGCUGCCAGCCCAGGCUCCGUACCUCGCAUGCAGCAGACGAACCCAAUGCUGGACCUUUUCUACGGGCGCUUUCGGUGCGAGGGCGAAAAUGAAGGUCGGCACUUCUCGCGAGAGGAAGCGUUUGGCCAGUACCCUCUUCAGGUGAAUGGAUUCAGUGACAUCCACGACAGCCUAGAGGCGGCCACCACCACCCUGGAACCCGAGAGUGCGUCGACACCAUCAUCUCGGCGACUAGGCCAAGAGACAUGGUUUACGAAGCUUCCGCCCGUGCUGGUCUUUGAGCUCUCUCGCUUUCGUUUCAAUCAGCACGUCGGCAAGCCUGAGAAGAUUCAUCAUCGGCUAGACUUUCCAGAGUUGCUCUAUAUGGACAGGUACAUGGAAUACAACAAGAACAUAACCCGCAGCAAACGUGAAGAGGUUCGCCGGCUUAAAGCUGAGCGGGAGAGGCUCAGGAGACAACUUGACAAGUACAUCCAGUAUGGCUCUGGGCCCAAACGGGUGCCCCUGCAAGAUGUGCUGCAAUACACGCUCGAGUUUGUCGAGAGCAAAGCGGCUCAGCAGAAAAGCGAGGAGGUCGAGAUGGGCUCACCAUCAUCAAGCCUGGCUGUGGGUUCCCCCGGUACCUCGCCGCCCGACGAGGGCCACUCAAGAGGAGGGAGCCCCCGAACCGUGAACGAGGGGCCCUGCCCACGCCACGUGGCAGAGCCCGAACUCCGGCUGCUGCAGAACUGCCUGCGGCGGUGGCAAUCCGAGGUCGAGCACGACGUCAAGGAGCUGCAGGAUAGCAUGAGUCGCAUUGAUGCCACCAUUCGGGACAUCUACACGGAGCCAUCAUUACUACAGAUGCCCUACCGGCUGCACGCAGUCCUGGUGCACGAGGGUCAGGCCGCGUCGGGCCACUACUGGGCCUUCGUGUACUGCCCGCGUCGCGCAGCCUGGCUCAAGUUCAAUGACGUCGCAGUCGCCGAGGUGACGUGGGCCGAGCUGCUGCGGGAUUCGGUCGGGGGCCAUCACUGCACGUCGGCUUACUGCUUGCUGUACGUGGACCGCAACAAUCGUGAUCUCUUCGAUGGUGCUAAGGUCUCCGAGCUGGAGCUUCCACCGGACCUGGCUCAGUACGUGGAGGCGGACAAUGCCGCCUUCCGCAGAGAGCUUGAGCAGUGGGACCUCGGCAACCGCGAGAAGGUGGCUGUGGACGCUGCCACAAGUGGGAACGACAUUGUGGUCACCCCGGUGCGGUCGCAGCAGGAACGGCCAAUAACGACAGAACACAGCACUGGCGGUGGAGUGCUAAGUGCCAGCCCAUCGUGGCCUGCGCUGCAGCAGGAGCAUGCCCAGUUGGCCCAGGGCUGGACCCAGGGCAGGCUGGCACAGUUAAGCCACACCCUGGCUGCCGAGGGGCCUCGGGGAGCAUUAGCCAAGGCACUUGACCAGGAGCUCGCGCGCCUGCAGCGGCUAGCCCGGGUGGCGCAGCAGCGCGCGGCUGUGUCGCCAUGGCCGAGUCGAUCGGGCGGCACCGACGAGGAAGACCCCCGGCUACAGCACAUUGGCCUCUUCCUGCUUCUCAACGGUGCCCCCGUGCAGCCGUACCUGCACCGAGUGCUGCUUGAGCAGUUUGCACAGCCGGAUUUGGACAAGGACCCCGUUGGGGCACCCCUGCGACAGGAGGCCCUGCGCUGGCUGACGGAGCUGUCUCCGUCGGGUGCCGCUGGGGACGUGGAGAUGGAGGCGGUGUACCGAGGCUGGCACAUGCUGUACUGCCGCUUCCGGCACCUGGCCAGUGCGCUGACCAUUGGACUGGAGCACUACUGGGCACACCGGCUGCCGUCGGCUGUCCACCUGCUGGGCGCCGCCUGCGCACUCAAUGAGGCUCUGCUCGCCAGGCCCCCGCCGGCCGAGUCCCACUCCCGGUACCUGGGCUUCGACCCGAGGCUGCUGGCCUACUGCCGACGCAUGGCGCUGCUGGCGCUGAAUGAAUACUGUGCGCGGCAGUUCGAGGAAGGCAGCUUGCGGGACGCUCUGGGUGCCCUCAGGCUGAUGACCGACACGGUGCUGCCGCACCUGGCACCCCUGAUGAGCCCAGUGGCGGGUGCCCAAGACACACGCGCCGUCGAGGAGGUGCGCAGCCGGUGGUGUGCCAUGCUGGGACUCGCCAUGCCAGACGAGAAGCAGGAGCAGCUGGAGGACAUGUUGAGCAAGCUGCUGGACCCCGGGGCGGACACGCCGGCCGUGUCUCCACUGAGUGUCCCCCGGGUGACGAACCUGUCGGCCGCCUACGAGCAAGUAAUGCGACGGCUCACCUCGUCCAAGCACUUCGAGGCAGCAUUACACGAAGAGGGCCUGCCUUCUCUCUCCUAGCCCCCUCCCCCUCCUUCUAUUCUUGGAUGACCUACUCCUUCCACCACACGUUUUGUGUCAGUCCCCCCCCCCUCCCUUGUACUCGCACAAGUACACAUCCUGUUUCUUUUUAUUUUCCCCCAUUUCUUAAGCACCGUUAACAUCUUUUAUGCUUUUUUUUUUUCUUUUGCUGUGAGAGUUUUGUUGGAGAGGCAAGAAGGGUCCCUCCUCUGAUUGUUCGCUAGGUGUGUCAACUGGUUUGGUCACUGUUGGGUGCUUGCUGCUGGGCUGGGGCCUGAAACAAGACAUCUGCUUUGUGUUAGUUGACGGGUCGUCACAGUUUUUGCCACCUAUGUAUCCCGAUUUUAAUUCAUCGUGGUCCUAAGAAUUUGAGUAAUAUAAAUUGACAUAUAAGAUUUUUUUAUUUUCAAAAAUUUAUGUUCGUUUGUUCGUCAAGUUGUCUAAGGUGUACGAUUUCACUUGAGGCAGGUACCGAGAAGUCUGUACAUUUGGAUGCGAAGGUGUUUCUAAAUUAUGUAGAAAUAAAUGUAAGAUUAAUAUACAGUACAACAUAGAAGAGAAUAUAAUUAAAAUAGACUGUGAAGCCUUUUGAGUUUGUGUAUGCAGUAUACUUCAGUGAACUACACACACAGUGCUUUUCAUAUGUUUAAUAUAUACCGAAAAGAAAUUACAAUUCUACCGUGUUAUUCAGAGAUACAACUUAUCCCCAAAUCACAUAUGUGCUCGUGUGUGUGUUAAAAACAUCUAACUUUUAUUCUCACUGCUUGUAACGUGUCUUCUGGUGAAAGACAUAUCUUAAUUCAUUAUCCAAAUGGAAGAUAACAACAUGCAAUUUUGGUUUUUCCUUUUUUCUUUCCUGCACUUUGCACCGAUAAACAAGUUUUAUGUGGUCCGAAGCUUGUUUUAUGAUUAUUUGACGCGCAUUCGUGAAAUGCGACCUCAUGUAUGCAUGCACACAUUGCUAGACUAGUCUUGUAUUGCGUGCCUAACCUAACCUGGUGGUUCAUAGUACAAUUCACUACCAGCGAGCGUCAUCUUUGACCCUGCUCAAUUUGAUGCCCGCAAUAGAAGCCCUCAUCAACAGAAGGAGUGUUGGGAUGUAGCUUUUGUCUUUAUAAUUUACAUCGGCAGUGUGUGGUUAGUGGGCUGGGCCAGUAGCAGUGAAGCGGUGGCAUGACAGCGCAGUGCAAAAUUUGAAUAAAAACACAGUCAGUGAGGGAAACAAACCCGGUGAUCAACAGCCUGUUCUCUUCUUUCGUUUAGCUAGGAUUCAGGCAGAGUAUUUAAUCUCUCUUGUCGUCUGUUUUAAGUUAAACAUGUGAGUAUCUGUAUCGAAUGCCUAACGAUUUGUUCCGGUGAAUAAGCAGCCAGCGCUGUCUGUCCCGUUGUUCCUUAGUCAGCCAGUGCAAAACUGGCAGCGGCAAAUUUUUGCUAGGGUGUCAGCAUGGGUCGUCGAGCUUUCUGUCGUCGUCUGCUUGCCGACUGCAUCCGCACUUCUGCCGAGAUGUGCGCGGGCGCUAGCGGCACAGACAAGCCCCACACUGUGGUGCUCGCACAAAAAUGGAUGUAGGCUUUUGCACUGCACAUGAGCGUUUGUGUGUACACGCAUGAGUGCCAUUGACCUCCGUUUUGCAAGCUUUGGAGCUGUUGAGUUUGAAAAAUUAAGGAUGCUUUCGUUGCCCCCGCAAUGUUGCUGCACUUUUACAGUGGUGGUGGUGCUGCAAACUCGUGUGGACAGGGUUUUGUGGUAGUGGCUGGUGUGCCAGUGUGGUGUGGUUGCACCAUGCACCAGAGUGGUUGUCGGUGCUGGUUUGUGGAUGGUACCAUAAGAACACCCUCCCCCCCUCUGCCCCCUUCAGUUUAUUUGACGCUUAAAUGGGCGUGCGCAAUAGUUUGACUGGUAGGGUCAUUGCCUUGAAAGCAGCGCUGGAUCAACAUAAGGAAGGGCCUGGGUGAAGGGGACCGACUGGCAUUGCUGGGCUCAAACUCUGACGGUUCACGAAAAGGGUAAGGGGACACCUCCGAUGUUUCAGUCUGGUCUUGGUGUGGAGCUUUCGCGAAAUGCUCAUUGGGCAGUUUCACCUUGGCACAGUCGGAAGGCCGGCACUCCAAGGUCCGGGGGUGUCGUGUAGCAGUGACAAACGAGAUGUUGAAAGUAUUUUUAUAAUUUUUUUGGGUGCGCCAGUGUAAAUGGGAGAGAGGCUUAUUUUGAAUGUACGUGCGUGCACGCACAGAAUGGAGGGUUGCCACCAUGCAACUUUUAAGCGACUACACAGAUACUUACUAACGAGGCGGAUCGUCUGAGAGUGUGGUACAAGUGAUGCAAGUGCCGCCGAUGACAGAUGUUGAAGGAACCAACAAACUCGGCUGUGCCUGAUGCGUCUGCUAUGAUUUGUUGCCUUUUCAUGUAGCACCUCGCACAUUAACCCGGUGCACCGAGAUGGUACUACGUCUGGACGCACAUCCAUCCCACCAAUUGGGUGGAAGGACAGGCUUCCCGUGCUCGCCAUUUGCCUUGCCCCACUUGGGCAAAGCCUGCACGCAGCUUACAGUGUGUGACAAUCUGCCGUGCCGCAGUCUCGGUCAACAAGGUGUGCAGCCGUGGAACGUGCUUCGAAGUUAUCUCUUUAACUUUACCUAAUGGCACCUGGUCUCUGGGCUUCCCAGUCCCCGAACAAACGACGCCAGGCCGCAUUGAGCUCCUUUUUCAUGUCCUAUGCAUUUGUGUUUGUCAUGUCAUAGUCUGGAAGGACUCGUAAACUUUCUUUCCUUUCUAGUGAGAUUUGAGUGUGCUUUCUAUUUAAUGGCUCGUGCUCGAGCACCGCACCCCCUUUAUCCCCCCUACACCCCUGUGAAUGCUUCUAGUUGUAGGUUGCAAAGAUAUGGCAACAAUAUGAAGAGUGGUGUUUCUAAAUUUUUUUUUCAAUUGUUGUGCAUCUCUCUUCUACACGGGCAUUGUUGCAAUUUCAUCUUAGUCUUUUUUUUUUCUCUUUAAUUGUGCAAACUGCACCUAGCUUGCAUUUUACUGUUAACUCUCGAGCAGUGUCAUUGCGGUGCCUAUACCAAAACAUUUGCUUCUUUAGCGACUUGUAAAUUUCUGUACAAAUGUAAAUAAAAACCGUUGUUUGCGUUGCA
This is a messenger RNA of Dermacentor andersoni, 6697 nucleotides long. RefSeq names its product ubiquitin carboxyl-terminal hydrolase 25-like. Gene Ontology annotation, molecular function: cysteine-type deubiquitinase activity; protein binding. Lineage: Eukaryota; Metazoa; Arthropoda; Arachnida; Ixodida; Ixodidae. Gene Ontology annotation, cellular component: cytosol; nucleus. Gene Ontology annotation, biological process: protein deubiquitination. The record is from RefSeq and is a predicted model, not a curated record.